GGAAGAACAAAGACCAAGAUUUUAAGAUCAAGUCAGACAUACAUUGAAGAGAUGAGUGAUGAACUGACUACAUUGAGCUAGAUUGAACUGUUGAUGGGGAAACCUUCAACAAACCAUGACAUAUAUUCAAAGACAUAUUUGGUAAGCUUUCCAGCAUCUGCAGUAAUUUGAUAUUGGUUUAUGACUGUGAAGAGCUGUGACCUACUGGGCUACAGACCUAGUGCUGGAAGGCAGAAUCAAGCUCUGGGGCUCUUUUUCCACUGCUACAGAAAAUAUGGGAUGUGUAAAGUCAAAGAGCUUCUCUGAAGAACCAAAAGAAUUGAAGAAAAAUCGAGUACGUAAAUCUGAACCAACUAUUUAUGUGAGAGAUCCAACAUCCAAUACACAAGUGCCAAAUUCGAAGAAGGAUACUCAUCUUUUACCUGGGCAGAAGUUUCAGAAAUUUGAAGAGAACGAUGGCAAAGUUGUUAUUGCCUUAUACUCAUUUGAUGGAAGCCAUGAAGAUGAUUUGAAUUUCAAAAAAGGUGAAAAGUUAAAAGUGCUUGAAGAGCAUGGUGAAUGGUGGAAAGCCAAGUCUCUCGUAACUAGGAAAGAGGGGUUUAUUCCAAGUAAUUAUGUAGCAGCGGUCAACACACUGGAAACUGAAGAGUGGUUCUUUAAGGAUAUCAGCCGCAAAGAUUCAGAGAGACAGUUACUAGCACCUGGAAAUAAACCUGGUUCAUUCCUCAUUAGAGAGAGUGAAACGUCAAAAGGUAGCUACUCGCUGUCAAUGAGAGAUAUUGACCCUCAGAUGGGUGAUGUGGUGAAACACUACAAGAUUCGAUGUUUGGACAGUGGAGGGUUUUACAUUUCCCCUAGAAUUAUGUUUGCUGACCUGAAUGAGCUAAUUAAACAUUAUCAAAAGCAGUCUGAUGGCCUGUGCCGGAAGCUUGGAUCACCCUGUCUUAGUCCCAAACCACAAAAACCAUGGGAUAAAGAUGCUUGGGAAAUUCCACGAGAAUCUGUGAAGCUAGUUAAGAAGCUUGGAGCUGGACAGUUUGGAGAAGUGUGGAUGGGUUACUAUAACAAUUCUACAAAGGUAGCUGUCAAAACUUUGAAACCAGGCACCAUGUCUGUGGAAGCCUUCCUCGAAGAAGCUAACCUGAUGAAAAAGCUCUUACACGAUCGGCUGGUGCGGCUCUAUGCAGUGGUGACCAAAGGAGAUCCGAUCUACAUUAUCGCUGAAUUUAUGGGCAAAGGUAGUUUACUAGAUUUCCUGAAGACUGAUGAAGGGAGAAGACUUGUGUUACCAAAAAUGAUAGAUUUCUCAGCACAGAUUGCAGAGGGAAUGGCAUACAUUGAAAGGAAAAAUUACAUCCAUCGAGAUCUUAGAGCAGCUAAUGUUCUGGUGUCUGACAACCUGAUGUGCAAAAUUGCUGAUUUUGGCCUUGCACGAAUAAUUGAAGAUAAUGAGUAUACGGCCAAAGAAGGGGCUAAAUUUCCAAUUAAGUGGACUGCACCUGAAGCUAUAAGCUAUGGAUCUUUUACAAUUAAAUCAGAUGUAUGGUCAUUUGGAAUACUCCUGUAUGAAAUAGUCACUUAUGGAAAAAUUCCGUACCCAGGCAUGUCCAACACAGAAGUUGUAAAUGCUAUUGGGCGUGGUUAUCGUAUGCCGCGUCCUGAAGAAUGUCCGCAAGAGCUUUAUGAUGUCAUGAAGGAUUGUUGGAAAAGCAGUGCUGAAGAUCGCCCAACAUUUGAAUACCUGAAAGGACUGCUUGAAGACUUUUACACAGCCACAGAGGGGCAGUACCAGCAACAACCAUAGAAGAAAUUGAAAUGCAAAAUCAAGUCAACAGGUUCAAUGAUUAGUACAACCUUAACCUGUGGAAGGCAGUCUUCUAAUUUGAUGGCCAUCAAAUCUCUAUAUCACAAUUCCAUGUGAGGAAGCCACUUGUGGUAAUUUAAAGGAUCACUGGCAUUAUUUUGGAGAACAGCAGAAAAGUUAUCCUCUGUCCCUCGUCUCUAAAUCCAACAGCCUGGUUAUUAACAAAUUGCUUUGAUGGGCACUUGCUGUGCACAAGUUCAUUCCUGCACAAUUCACUCCUGCAAUUACUGCGACAGUGACUAUCUUUAAAAAGUAAUUCAUUUAACGUUUAGGAAUAUCCUGAAGUUGAAAAUAGCACUAUGUAUAUAGCUUUUCUUUCCUCCAUAAACAACUAGAUCAUUUGGCAGCACCAAGGAAACAAGACUUCACCCACUUGCACAGUCCCUUCUGUGCAAUGACGCUCUGCGGUGGUAUGAAGGCUGAUUGCUUGGUAGAACACUGGAUGGAAGCAGAAGUUGCAUCAACGUGUUCUGUAGUUCAUUUAUUAGAAUAAUGUCAGUAGCAAAUAAUUUUCUAGUGCAAGAUGUCUGGAUGUUUGAUAGGGUGUAUGGUGAACUCCAGGGGAAUGAUCAUUGAUCUGUGAUCCUAAUCACUACACUGCCCUCUUAUGAUGCCCUCUUGGUACUUCACAGAUACAGUGAAGCCCUGCAGUUAUGCCUCAUAAUUGGACUUAAUUAGGUGAGUGAUGCACUGUAGCCAAAUGUGGCACAUGACUACUUUUAACUGCCACUGGAAGCUUGCUAGUACAUCAUUCACAAUAGUUGCUACAGCUUAUACCAACAACUUCGGUUGGGACACAAAUUGCUCAUAAAUGUGUAGAAUUGGGGUGCCUUUCCAAUUUAGGAAAUUAAUAUAUUAUAAUAAAAAUUGGUAUGAUAGAGUAAAGUUUUAUAGUAAUCAUAUUAACACCAUAUCUAGAAUUAAUCAAUUAAAAGCAGGGACAAUGCUGUUUGAUUCAAAUUCAUUUUGACUAUCCCAGAAGAUUCAGGUAUACUUCAGGAGUUAUUUUCUGUAAUUCUAUUCAUUUAUAAUUUGGUUAUCCAAAUAAAUCAAAAACUGUUUUUAAUUACACAAACUGUUCUGUAAUAUUCAUCAAAGCCUUUCAUUUAACCCUCAAAUCAGUGUCUCAAUUUCUGACAAAUAUUGACUAAAUAAGCAUGCAGGAAGUGUGAGGGAAAUAUGAGGAUUUUUUCAUGUGAUCAACUAUUAAUGCACUGAGUCAUGCCUUUGUUUAAAAAGAUCUUGUUUUUAAACAAGUCAAGAGAUAUCAUUGCUUUUACUGGAAGGAAAAUGCUAAUUUUUCCACAUGCAACCCAUUGAAAGGAAUAGUUUAAGAAAGGUUACUACAUGUAAGUUUUUAAUUGUGUGAUGAACAAAGUACACUUGUACAAUGAUAGCAACAAAUCCACACCCUGACACACUUUUGGGGAAAAAGAAAUCACACUGACUAUAGUACAAAGGAUUAAAUGCCAAUGCAUCACAUUUUUUAAAAUUUUGUAUUAUUCACUAGAUCCAUCUGCCUCUGCUACUAACCAUUCUCGUCAACGUCAGAAUAUAUAAACUUCCAAAAAAUAAUUUCUUGGAAUUUAAAAUCUAGCUCUACAUUUCAGAAACAAAUCUAUUCAGAUCCUUUACAGUAUAUUGUAAAAUGUUAGUGAAAAAUCACUCCAAUAGUUUGUUCAAUAUUCCAUAAUAAAGAUAUCUGUGAAAUUAGAUGAAUUGUGAAACAAAUGUUGUAUAUUUUUCAAUUCAGUGAAUUUCCAGAGGAAAAUUUAGUGCAAGGUGCUACUGCUUUUAUAUAAAGAAAGAGAAAAUGUUCCCUCUUCCUCUCCAGGUGAAAUGAAAUACCAUUUACAUGUAUCUUGUAUAGUAAAAGACUUUUAAUGAAAUUGUUAACUCAUGUAUCUUGUAUUGUAAAUGUGCAAUAGUUGCUUUGUUUUUUUUUCCCCGUUUGUCCUAAACUGUUUGUGCAAAAAACAGUAAAUUAUAAAUAUGUAACAUGGACAAUGACUAGAAUAAAGGCAU
Pristis pectinata (smalltooth sawfish) is the source of this 3889-nucleotide messenger RNA. It is a transcript of the gene lyn, whose product is annotated as LYN proto-oncogene, Src family tyrosine kinase. Gene Ontology annotation, cellular component: extrinsic component of cytoplasmic side of plasma membrane. The record is from RefSeq and is a predicted model, not a curated record. The coding region runs from base 275 to 1804 and encodes 509 amino acids. Lineage: Eukaryota; Metazoa; Chordata; Chondrichthyes; Rhinopristiformes; Pristidae. Gene Ontology annotation, biological process: protein phosphorylation; cell surface receptor protein tyrosine kinase signaling pathway; cell differentiation. Gene Ontology annotation, molecular function: non-membrane spanning protein tyrosine kinase activity; signaling receptor binding; ATP binding. The transcript has 14 exons.